Molecule: messenger RNA, 1655 nt
Organism: Sphaerulina musiva SO2202
Lineage: Eukaryota; Fungi; Ascomycota; Dothideomycetes; Mycosphaerellales; Mycosphaerellaceae
Product: acyl-CoA dehydrogenase NM domain-like protein
Exons: 2
Coding region: 29-1264 (411 amino acids)
Molecular function (GO): flavin adenine dinucleotide binding; acyl-CoA dehydrogenase activity
Source: RefSeq, a predicted model, not a curated record
GUCAGCAUGCACAGCACGACACUUCUCCAUGACACCGCGAAGACGGCUGAUGGAGACGUCUGGCUUCACCGAAGAGCAAAUGACGGUCCGAGAGUCGAUCUUCAAGGUGUGCUCACGCUUCACAGAUGACUACUGGAUGGAGCACGACUACAGUGGCGAAUAUCCAGGAGAACUGCACGCCGCAUUGGCCAAAGAUGGCUGGCUCGGCAUUGCUCUACCGGAGAGUUUGGGUGGUGCUGGUUUGGGUAUAUCCGAGGCCACGAUGAUGAUGCAGACUAUAUCAGAGUCCGGCGCCGGGAUGGCGGGUGCCCAGUCUAUACACGCCAACGUGUAUGCCACGCAACCAGUCUCCAAGUUCGCAACGCCGGAACAACGGGAUCGUUUCUUGAAGAAGAUUGUCAGUGGCGAAUGGAGAACCUGCUUCGGUGUGACAGAACCGAACACUGGACUCGACACGCUGAAACUCAAGACUCUGGCUACACCAGAUGGCGACGGCUAUCGGAUCUCGGGCCAGAAGAUCUGGAUCACGAAUGCGCAAAUAGCACAAAAGAUGGUCUUACUUGCUCGAACGACUGCCCUCGAAGAUGUGAAGAAGCCGAGCGAAGGUCUCAGCAUGCUCUACAUCGACCUUGACAAGUCAGAUCCAGGUUUGGAGAUCAAGAGAAUCAAGAAAAUGGGUGGCCGAGCCGUAGACGCGAACCAGGUCUUCUUCGACAACUACUAUGUGCCCAAGGAUUCACUGAUUGGAGAGGAGGGCAAGGGCUUCAAGAUCAUCCUCCAUGGCAUGAACGCUGAACGAUGUCUGCUCGCUGGAGAAGCCCUUGGUCUCGGUUAUGCGGCGCUGAAGAAAGCAACCGACUAUGCUCGUGAGCGCGUGGUAUUUGGCAGACCUAUUGGCCAAAACCAGGCGAUUCAGCAUCCACUUGCUUCGGCCUUUAUGCAACUCGAAGCUGCCAAGCUUGCAACCUAUCACGCGGCGAGGCUGUACGAUCGUAGCACACCUGAGCAUCCGGACUAUGAUGAGAGUAUCACGCAGCAUCAAGUCGGCGUGGCCGCCAAUUCUGCCAAGUAUGUCGCCGCGGAAGCUGCUUACACUGCCUGUGAGAGAAGUGUGAUGAGCAUGGGUGGCAUGGGCUAUGCCGCUGAAUAUCAUGUCGAGAGAUAUCUCCGAGAGUGCUUUGUGCCCAGGCUCGCUCCCGUCAGCCGGGAGAUGAUCAUGAACUUUAUUAGCGAAAAGGCGCUUGGCCUACCUCGCAGCUAUUGAAUGACCUCAGACGUUGCCAGGAAGCGUAGUCACCAGGGAGCGUAGCCACGGACUCCAGCCUGGCUCGAAUUGGGUUGAUCACCAACUCCUUCUUGCGACUUGGACUUCCAUCGCACUCUUGUAUGGAGAGACUUUGCGGAAAGGGGGUAUUCCACUUUCUUCGGCUCCCAAUCACCCUUACUACCGAAAUUGGGCGACCUCAAAGACUCAAGCUGCAACCAACACAGCUCGCUGCGCUGAAGAAGAUCGCAUCGACCACCAUCCGAAGCUGGAGCAGCACUAUCGUCUGUCUGUCUCUCUGUCUGGAACAGAUUGCAAGCCCAAACUCGUCGACACACCCCGGAAUGUUUCCACACUGCAAGCGGUCGUGAACUACAGUAUCUAUCCGUAC